GGAAGUCUUCAAGGCUCGAGACAAAAAAACAAAAAAUGUGGUUGCCAUGAAAAAGGUUCUCAUGGAGAAUGAAAAAGAAGGGUUCCCCAUCACAGCCCUGAGAGAGAUCAAAAUUCUGCAAGUGCUGAAGAAUGAUAACAUCGUCAAUUUACUGGAGAUUUGCAGAGCAAAACCGGCGCCGUACAACCGUUACAAAUCCACGGUGUACCUGGUGUUUGAGUUCUGCGAGCACGACCUGGCCGGACUCCUAAGCAACCCGCAGGUCAAGUUCAGCCUGGCCGAGAUCAAGAAGGUGAUGCAGCAGUUGCUCAACGGACUCUACUACAUACACAGCAACAAGAUCCUGCAUCGUGACAUGAAGGCUGCCAACAUUCUCAUCACUAAAACCGGGAGGCUGAAGCUUGCUGACUUUGGUCUCGCUAGAGCUUUCAGCGACAAACUCAACCGCUACACCAACCGCGUGGUGACCUUGUGGUACCGGCCGCCGGAGCUCCUGCUGGGCGAGCGCAACUAUGGGCCGGCCAUUGACCUGUGGGGCGGCGGCUGCAUCAUGGCGGAGAUGUGGACACGCAGCCCCAUUAUGCAGGGCAACACCGAGCAGCACCAGCUUACCCUGAUCAGCCAGCUGUGCGGGGCUAUCGCUCCAGAGGUCUGGCCGGGUGUGGAGAAACUCGACCUCUUCACCAAGAUCGAACUGCCCAAGGGAGACAAGCGCAAGGUCAAAGAACGCCUGCACAAGUUCGUCAAGGACCAGUACGCCCUCGACCUCCUGGACAAGCUGCUGACCCUCGACCCCUCCAAGCGGGUCAACUCGGACGACGCCCUCAACCACGACUUCUUCUGGGUGGACCCGCUGCCCCAGGACCUGAACAACAUGCUGUCGCGGCACAACAAGUCCAUGUUUGAGUAUCUGGCCCCGCCCCGGCGGAGAGUGCCCAUACACCAGCAGCCCCAGCAUCCGGGCGCCGUCAGACCCACGGGGCACAACCCCGACCAACACUUUGAACCUAUUUUUUAAAAGCGGGAUUCCCUCAGGGUGUGUUUGUGUGUAAUCUCUUUGUGCUUUUUUUAAUGCCAGACGCACGCACAUUUGCACGCCUUUGUGGUUCUUCCUGAAGUAUUCGGUGUUGUGAUGAGCCCUGCCUGUUUUUUCAAACAGCUUAGAACAAGUGUGCGGCAUAGGGAGGGAAGGAGGAGUCUACUCAUAUUUGACCCGCGCUUGUGGUUGGGAGCUCUUCUUCAUCGUGGACAGAUUCUUCGCGUUGGUGAUCGUGUUCUACUGACACGUUUCAAUCUUCUGUGGAAUUUUCCGUCAACCGUUGGAUUUUUGGCAGAAGUGGCAGCAGCCAGACCUUUGGUGGUUCGAAGUGAUGACUGUCAGAUGUGAGUGCACGAUGCAGGGGCUAGAUUUGUUCACCCGCAACUGUCUUGGUAUUCGGCUCGACCAUUCUUAGUUCCAGCCGCUCCAGCUUUUGUGGGUGGAUUGGUUUAGCUCUUUGACAUCACACUAAAAAUUCAUGGAAUUGAUUCCCUUGUGGAGAUGGGUUGUUUUUUGGGGGUUAUUUUUAAAGCUUUCUGUCACUAUCUCCCAACUUGAAUUCACGGCGUUGGUUGGGGUGACUAGCCGUGUGGAGAACAAGGGCGUUCAUUUGGCUUAUUUCGAACUGGAACAUUUUUUUUCCACCACUUUUUUUUAUUUACCGUCGCUCAAAAUUUCCAUAAUAGGUGAUAUUCUGGUCAGCAACAUCACAGCCGUUUAUGUCGUGGUUGUAGUGGUCGAAAACUGUUGGUUGUCCUGUUGUCAGGAGACGGGCCAACUCAUCAGAUCCUGAAACACAAAAUCCAGAAACAAAUGUAAAAGAAAUUGAUAAGACAAUAACAGGUGUUACUGCAAGAUUUACGGCACCACACACUCUCAGACGAGGAUGACCCCCCGGGGCGGUGCCACUGACUGAAGUGUCUUUAGGCCCUUCCCAACCAAUCAUUCAAAUCAUCAUCUGAGUCUAAACCUUGAGUAAAAAGGUCCCUUGCUUGCUCAGACGUGAAUUGUCAUGGCGAUCGACUGUCCGCCAUGUCUACCAAAAAAGUAGAUCACAACAGGUUGUCUAGAAAACGUGUGGAAAUGAGCUAAAAUGUGCAGAAAUGCAUCUUUAUUCGCACUGAAAUUCGAGCCAAGUGAAUGAACUUCUGGUAAAAGAGACCUAUUUUCGGUAAUUGCCGAAAAUUAAUGUAAUGUCAUUCUCGUCGUAAAUGAAUGAGAGCGGCUCGCUGGAGAUAAAAAGUUAAAAUACUCCCAAAUGAAAUAUUAAAUGGUAUAUCAAACUGCAAACUCAGCGUUUAAAGUAUAAACACAGCUAGAUUUCGGUACAGUCAAUGAGAAUGUUGCACAAGGCUUACAUCUACAGCUUUUGUGUGAAAAUAUGUAGAAAUGAAAAUUGUAUCUUUUUUUUUUUUACUGUUUUCACACUUAUUCUAAAAUAAUGGCAAUAUCCAAAAGAAAAAAAUUAUGUUUCUUAUGAAUGUAAACUGUCCUGAAAAAAGCUUCUUCAGGUUCCAGCAUUCAACAUGUAUAUCUAUACAUUCAAAAUGAAUGAAACUUUUAUCUUAGUGUUUAAUACAAAAUGAAAGCUGUCACUCUAUGUUUACAUGUAUCAGGAGCGAUUUUUCUCCCUCGUAUCCACUCUUUGUCUAUUCAGUGACACAAAAAAAUUCUUGUACAUUUUUGUACAUGAUUAACAAAGGAAGAACAUUCUGGCAGAGCAUAUGAGCGUGUAUAGUUUUUGGUGCUAUUUUUGCCCUCUUAUACCACAAGGUGUCAAGGGGAGAUGUAAUAUUGUUGUCUUAUUGGAUGCAGAAAUGGUCUGUCACUGUGACCUGAGCAGACAGUAACCUGUUUUUUUUUUUAGUAUCCCCCACCCAGUCCGCUGCACACAACACAGUUCCUGUCCCAGUGAAAUGCGCAUGAAUGCUUGAAUUGAUGAGGGAAGAAAUGAGGGUUGGGAAAUGGAGAUAGAUCAAGAGAGGAGAGGGGGUGGGGGGUAGAUCAGAGAUGUUCAGCACAAGUACAUGUAUUAUCAUAAAACAAAUGCCAUAGUCCUUUAAAAAAAAAAAAUCAGUUUUUAGUCGUUGGUAUAGUAAAAAUGCCAGUUACUUGCUCAUAUAUGUUCACUAUAGCAAAGUUCUAUUUUGUGGGGGUUUUUUUUUUACUUUUCACAAGACGCCAAAAAGUGAAUUGGGCAAGUCAGUUAGGACUAAAAGUAGUAUCACAGUUUCUGCUUGUGUUGACAAUGAACUGUAUUGUAAGGGAUGAUUUCACGACAUGUAUAAUAAUCCCUCACUUAUGCAGUUGCGAGCGCCGUAAAACCCCUACUAUAAAAAUAGAUAAAAAUAAUCCGUCAUCAUAGACGACGGUUCGACGGGGUUAAUCCCUCAUCAUAGACGAUGGUUAAUCCCUCAUCAUAGACGAUGGUUAAUCCCUCAUUAUAGAUGAUGGUUAAUCCCUCUUUAUAGAUGAUGGUUCAUCCCUCAUUAUAGACGACGGUUAAUCCCUCAUUAUAGACGAUGGUUAAUCCCUCAUUUUAGACAACAGUUGUGAAGUGUGGCUCCGAGUCCGAGGGGAAUAAUGGCAGUGUUGGAUCUGGGUCCAGUUUAAAAAGUCUUUCAUCUUGUUGUACAUACUGUCAAGAUAUAUAGAUCUAUCUUUUAUUGUUUUAUUUUUGCACUUUCUGAUUGUGUUUGAUUGAUGUUGUCAAAAUAGUUACAUUUGUACACCGUUUCAAUAAAGCGGUGUUAAAAAAAAAAAAAAUAAAGAUUAAA
Molecule: messenger RNA, 3816 nt
Organism: Aplysia californica (California sea hare)
Lineage: Eukaryota; Metazoa; Mollusca; Gastropoda; Aplysiida; Aplysiidae
Product: cyclin-dependent kinase 9
Biological process (GO): protein phosphorylation
Cellular component (GO): nucleus
Molecular function (GO): cyclin-dependent protein serine/threonine kinase activity; ATP binding
Source: RefSeq, a predicted model, not a curated record